Macroventuria anomochaeta is the source of this 2006-nucleotide messenger RNA. RefSeq lists its product as uncharacterized. The transcript is spliced from 3 exons. The record is from RefSeq and is a predicted model, not a curated record. Gene Ontology annotation, biological process: GDP-fucose import into Golgi lumen; protein O-linked glycosylation via fucose. Gene Ontology annotation, molecular function: antiporter activity. NCBI's taxonomy places the organism in Eukaryota, Fungi, Ascomycota, Dothideomycetes, Pleosporales, Didymellaceae. Bases 222 to 1871 code for a protein of 549 amino acids. Gene Ontology annotation, cellular component: Golgi apparatus.
CGAUGGGUAAAGCGAUAGUGUGCACUCCAUUUCCACGCGAAUAGACGGUAUGAUGUUGUCGAGUUCACGUCCUCCUGUGAUGUGCGUAUGCAGACCCACUCCCCCUUGCGCAGGGUCCAGGGCCUGCGCCCAUGCAACAGGCAAGCACAAUUCUGUGCGCCUUACCCAACAGCACGCCUUAACAUGCCUUCCGCUCCCUCCUCCGCCAUGCAGCGGACACAAUGAACAGCUUCAGUUCGCGCCCCUUCGCCCGCAACACGUCCAAAACCUUCCGGCCGGCAUUCGACUACUUGAGCAACAUCUCGCGCUCCGCCAUCCCGCUCCCAACAACCGCCAAACAAACAUCCAAAUUCAGCACAGCCGCCACGCACCGCCGCAAAACCACGGCCGACUCGAUCGAUGACACUGACGACGACACCGAACACACCGCAACCAUGGACAACAGACGCUCCCACUCGCGGCACAACUCGCAAGAAGCGGGGGGCCGCGCGCCCGCCGUCCCGUUCGUGGACAUGGGGUCCCGCAGCUCCUCGCCCUACCCGCGUUCCCGCAGCGCCGCCCAAAACGAGGACGAAGACGAGGAGUACGAGCUGAGCAGCAGCACGCGGCCGCUCGUGGGCGGCGGCAGGAGUACAGAGUACGAGAGAGGGAGCUGGAAGAUGAUGUUCCGGCAGGGCGGGCUGGGGAGUUUUCUGUUUGGGACGCGGGUUGGCUGGCAGAUUUGGAUCGGGGUGUUGGUGUUCUGGGUGGGCGGGUGUGGGUUUGGGCUGUUGCUUAUGAACCGGUUUGUUAUGCUUACGGGGGUGUAUAAAUUCCCGUUUCCGCUGACGGGUACGUACGUGCAGCUUGUCCUCACGCACUUGCUGCUCAUCGCCUUCUCCAGCCUGACGCGCGGUCUCGGCAGUCCGUUGAGGCGGCUGGGACUCGGCGCUGCUGUUGCGCCAGCGAUUCCGGUCGCGCCGCAGGGUGGUGCGUUCAGGAGCGUGAACACAAAGGCUGGGGUGGCGAGAUUCCUGCGCUGGCUGAGCAAUGGCUCGGGGGGCAUCGCGGGCGGUGGCCUGUUCGAGUUCGACUACAGCACCGCCAAACAGGUGCUUCCGCUGGCAGUCGUCUUCGUCGUCAAGGUCCUGCUCAGCAACUUCUCGUUUGCCUACGCACCCCUCCCCGUCUACCAACUAGCCCGCAUCGGCGUGACCCCCCUCUCGCUGCUCUUCUCCUGCAUCCUGCAAAAAGACAGCAUCUCCGGCUCCACCCUCUCCGCCGCCCUCAUCGCAACGCUCAACCUUCUCUUCGCGACCCUCCGCUCCAACGUCCGCGUAACAUGGGAGUCCAUCGUCGCCGGCGUCUUCUCCUCCUUCUUCGCCGCCCUCUACCCGAUCCUCCUUCUCCGCACAUACCGCACACUCCUCGCCGCCCUCGUCCCCCAAGACGGCGUGCUCUCCGGAUACCCGACGCGCAGCGACGAAGAAACCAACCGCGAAGAAACACGCGCACACUACCGCACUUUGCACUACACCUCCCUCCUCUCCAUCGCCCUACUAACGCCCAUCGUCCUCCUGUCCGGCGAGCUGGCCAACAUAUACCACAACAUCCCCUUCCUGGACGUGCCGUUUUUCUGGCUGAUGAUUUGGUGCGGCGCGAUUGGGAGUUGGGCCGUGUUUAGUAGUACCCUUGUGAUGGUCAAGGCGACGAGUCCGCUCAGCACGACGUUUGUUAAUGUGCCGAGGAGUGGGGUUCAACUGAUGCUGUUGAGCAUGUUUAAGAUGCCGGCGCACAGUUGGGUGGGCGUCGCGCUUUGUUGGGCGAGUAGUGUGUGGUUUGCGGUUAGUAGGAGCAGAGAGUCCGACAGGGUUAGGCUUGAGGGGAGAUGAGAGCGGGUUGGAAUGUAUAUACAGUGACAAACGCAAAGCAUUGGAGCCAGACGUCUGAGCCACAAACCGCGAGCUUGUGCAAGUUGCACCUCGCUCUCCCCAAACGCCCGCUUGCCAACGCUCAUUACUCCUCAC